This is a messenger RNA of Cheilinus undulatus (humphead wrasse), 12578 nucleotides long. Its product is annotated as rho guanine nucleotide exchange factor 17-like. Gene Ontology annotation, biological process: actin cytoskeleton organization. The record is from RefSeq and is a predicted model, not a curated record. The transcript has 24 exons. Bases 469 to 8598 code for a protein of 2709 amino acids. NCBI's taxonomy places the organism in Eukaryota, Metazoa, Chordata, Actinopteri, Labriformes, Labridae. Gene Ontology annotation, molecular function: guanyl-nucleotide exchange factor activity; protein binding.
CAUAAGUCACGGAAAAGCAAAUCAUGCCAAAAUAAGGAAUUCACAAACAGUUUGGGAAUUAGCAGGGAAUGGUGGCCGGGCCCAGGCAGGCGUGCUAACCUGAGAAAGGGCAGACUUUUGGACAAAGUAGGAGGAUAACAAUGGAAAAGUUGUGUUUGUGAACAGGUUGGGGAAAGUUUUUUGCCCCCUCAAAAAAGUUGUUUCGCUUUUCCUCCAAGCACGGAUGCGAUUUCCUGGAGUCGGCAACAUGUAAGUUUUGGAACAGCAGCUGCACCAGACUUUUUAUUCAUCACUUAAUGAACCUUUGCAGUUUGAUGCUUUGCCAGCAAUCAAGUUUAAAGAGACCGAUUAUCGUUAAUGUCGUUAGCGUGCCGUGGAAAGUGGACCACAGGUCCAAAAGGUGUUUGGAUUUGUAAUACGCGUGGAGUCAAAAGUGUUUGUGAAAUCAAACAAAGAAAGACAUGAACAAUGGCUGAAAGAGAGAAGAAGAAUGCGGCCGUGUAUCGCAGUGUUUCUUUUAAAAAGUUGCACUCCUGGAGCGCCAACAGGAGUGAAGACCAACAACACAAAUCAGAGGAUUUGGAGGCAGCUGGCGUCGCCCUUCCCCCGGAGCCCAGCAAAGCAGAACAAUCCUUGGCGACGCGUAAUGUCAGUGUGUCAAGAAAAGUUUCCAAAAUCACUGCCACCACCACCACUACCGCCACAGCCAGCCUCCCAACCGCAGAUUCAAAGCGAGGCUGCUCCACUCCUCUUUCCUCUAUUUCUCCAUCCAUCCGCCAGCUCACUGAGAAAUUCAACAGCAGCGGCUCCUCUGGGACGCACAGAGCUUCGCCGGGAGACGACGCAGCAGUGACGCGGGGAAGCAGCACUCUUCCCCGGGACAGGAGCUCCAGGAGUGACCUGUCUCCGUCUCGGUUAUCUUUUCACGAGGACAGCGGUGGUGGAUGUGACUCUAUAACGACUAAAGCUUUUCUUACUGAAAACAAAGGGCAAAAGUUUCACUCUGGCACAGAUACUUUGUCAGACUCGGACUCAGAGAAUAAAAGGGAGAAGCGGAUUUUAGCACGUUUUUCAACAGACAGCAGCAGCAGCAACCCUGGUAAGAGAGAUUAUUCAAAGAUAAAUGCUUGUCCCUCACAUCCAAGAAAGACUGUGACUACAGAUGAGGAAGAGGAGCUCACUCUUAGAGAGGUUCCUCCACCCUGUAAAUCUCACAGAAGUUAUUCUACACACCAUAAUGCUUUUAGUCCACUGCACUCUGACAAAUGGCCCAGUGUCACCAAAAUUAGGCAAAUUUUUGAUGAGAGACAAAACCCUUCUAAGCAGCAGAGCAAGACUGACACUUGUGUGAAUUUAAAAGCAGCAGGCAGAGGCUCUCUACAAGAGCUCAGCCCCAGUGAGGGUGCGUCUCUCGCUGAUAAAAGUGACAAACUCUCACCUUGCAGCUCUGCUAAUGAAGCAAGUACCAGUUUAGUGGGAGCUCAAAGCAAAGAAAAAAGGGCAGCUAAAUUUUGGCAAGGUAUGGACUGUUAUUCCAAAAGUGCUUCACAGCUUUUAUCUAAUGAUGAAGAGGCAGAAAUAGAAACACAAGGAUCUAAAAAGGACACUGUUUCUAGCCAAAAUACUUUAAAAAGAAGCAGUCACAGUUGCCACCACCAAAGGAUUAAACCAUCUCCACACAGAUCUCAUAGUCCCAGCACUGAAGCAGAGGCUGCCCAUGAGACCCACAGGACAACAGUGUUGACAUCUGACCCCGGCCCUGACCUUCAUCCUCCUGCUACUUCAUCUUGGAGUCAAUCCCAGAGCUUAGACACCUCCUCCUGCUCCUCCUUUCUCCAGCAGCCGACAGCGAGGGAGAGAAGGGAUAGACAGGGGGUCGGGCUGCCCAGGGAUAGUUUACAUUCCUCACAUAGCUCUUCUAGAGCGCCAGCCCCCACCUCCUCCUCCUCCCCCCUCUCCUCUGCUCCAGCUCAAGAUAAAGCCAUUACCUCCUCCUCUUCUGUAGCUCCCUUCACUGAGCUAGAAGCCCCAACAAGAGUUGUCUCUCCUCUCAGCUCCCGCUGGAGGUUCAGCUCCGGGGACGAAGAGGAAGAGCACACCAGAAGAGGAAGAGUAGGUGGAAGAGGCGGUUGGAGUGGUCCUUCUGGCCUGUCUUCAUCCAUCACCUGUAGACCAGGAGAAAGGGGCACCACAGAGCGAGGAGGCAGCUAUCUAUCCCGCAGUAAAAAUGGCUGGUUGGGUGCAAAGAGCAUUGGUAGAUCUUCAGGUAGUGAAGAGGACAGCCCUGGUUGUUUAGGCCCCCACAGUCGUGAAUCAGUGCGCCGCCGCUCACUGAGAAAGAAGAAGAGGGUCAGUGGCACUCUCACAACAGGCCGUGAUGAUUAUGGCGAUCAUGAUGGCGAAUCAGAAGACAGUGACAGUGACACAGCCUUGACGAUGGAGCACAUAGAACAGCGCCACCAACAGUACACUGCGGGAGAAAUUGCGGGAAAAGUAUCUCGGAGCCACUCUGCAAGACUGCCCAGCAGUCACAGCAAUAGAGCCAGGGUGCAGCAAUGGGAACAUAUGUCGUCAUCGCCAACGUCCAAGACACUUCCUGGUGUAUCACGAGUGUCAAAGGUCAACAUACUCCCAUUUGCUUCCAGUCCAGGUGGAUCACGAUGUAGCAGCCGGUACUCCAGCACUGAGACACUAAAGGAGGAGGACCAGGCUAAUCGUUCACCAAAUGUGUUUGGUACUCCUUCAUCAUCCAUGCUGAGUAAAACAUACCAUGGGAAUUUUACCAUGUAUCGCUCCCCCAGCUUUGGCCAUGGGGAUAACUUUUCCCGUACACCUGUGCGAGUGCGACCUAAGAUUGUGCCAGUCACCCCAUUACCUGGUGUGAUUGCUAGAGAAAGUGGGGUCUCUGAAGGGGUUAGAGAUGGGGAGAACAUUAGGAGGACAACAGGUGGUGAUAUGGUGGAUGAUAAAUUAAAUAACAGAAUAUCCAUGUCCAACCCAGACAUCACCUCAGAAACAAUGUCACUCUUAAAUUUUCUGAAAUCUGACCUAUCAGAACUUAAGGUGCGCAAAACAAAUCAAGGGGUUGUGGAGGGGUCAUCAGUGUACAGGAUGGGGUCAAGGACUCAUGGUGGUACCCUUCAACCUUCUGGGAACCGCCCAUCCCUGAAAGACCUCACUGCUACCCUGCGGCGUGCAAAAUCUUUCACUUAUGCAGACAAACCAGCAGCAUCCAGGAGGGGUUUCUCUACUGGUGGCACCACAAAGAGGAGCUCCUCUGAGCGGCAGCUUGACUGUGAUGGAGAUAGGGAAGGAGGGAGGGGAUCUGUGUCUGAUCGGGAAGUAGAAAGUGAUGGAGGUGAUUUUCGGGUUGGGCGAGGACAAAGGAUGAGAGACUUUGGAUUUGAUGAUGAAGAAGGAAUUAUUCCUCCAUUUCAGGAGAGAUAUGUGCUGGAAGCCAGGCAGGUCAUUCGAGAUAUCUGCCAGAUGAGUUCCAGGGAAGAUGAUGAUGAUGAUGUAAGGAAAGCUGACAGAUAUUUGAAGGAUGAUUUUUUUCAGGGAAAGAAGGCAAAUGAAGAGAAACAGAAAUCAGGAGUUAACGUAAAGGAUGAGGCAAGGACAGAUCAAGGGGCUGAGUUAAGAAACACGAAAGACAGGGAUAAAAAUGAGACGGAGAGAGAGAGGGAGAGGAGCGAGAGGGAUGGACAAAGUAUGCAGUUGGAGAAGCUAAACAGUAGGGGCACAGAGUACCGGGAGAAGGCGACAAGACAGAACAGAGAGAUGGAGAAAGCCUUACCGAAGGGUGAUUCAGAGGAAAGCAUGUUCUAUGACCGUUCUGUGGAUGAACUCUCAGGCCAUGAGUCUAGUUUAACAGAUGAAGGGAUUGUGACAGAGCCAGAAACAGGCCCCACUGACCCCGCUGAGAGGUCCUUCUUGGGGUCAGCAGGAGUUAAUAUGGGGUCACAGGUUGCUAGGGAUGUGCUAGGGCAACCAGUCACCAUAUGGAAGCAGUCAGCUCUCCAUGAGGCAGAAGGGUUUAAACAGGAGAAAGAAGAGAUGGCAGAGAAUGGCACAAAUUGUACAAACCGUCCAAAUGAAGUAAGUGCACCUUCCUGUUUGCCUAUUCCUACCCUACUGGUUGAGAGUGACAGUGACAAUAUGGAGCUCUCAAGUACUGCUGCUUUCAACAAUAUAAACAACACAAGUGAGGAGGUCAACACCAACAGCACGGUGUUGCAGAGGUCAGCAGGCAUCAUAGGAGGACUUGACUCCCCCACAACCCCGAGUGCUAUCCGUCGAAGGCGCAAGUUCUCUCCAUCUGGUAACAACAACACAGGCUCUGAUUCCAGUAAUGGCAGUAAUGCAGAGUCAACUACAGCAGCUGGUGGAAACGGGGAGUCAACUGUUUACCGCUCCCUCAGUGACCCCAUGCCUCAGCGUCGCUGUUCGUUGGCAGAAGAUGGAAACGGCUUUUCCUCUGUAGACAGCAACCUGUUAGGAUCCCUAUCUGUCAAAGGAGGAGGCGUUCCAGAGGCCUCUGUUGUAGCUGCCUUAUCAGAAUAUAAAGGCAGUGUUGCUAGCGACUUGUCUGUUUACAGUGAUGGCGGACUCCGUGAUGAUGGAGUUGGCGACUACAGCGGGGUGAUCAGGAGCAUCGUAGCUGAGCCAGGUGCAAUGGACAGACUCAUGACAGAUGACCAUGGCAAUGGUAAAGCCCCAAAGAAGAAAUCAUUCAGUGACCCGAGUCGCCGAAGCGAUGCCCCCUUACUUUCUCAGAAUGACCCCCAGUUCAAAGGUCAGACUGGUAGCACUCAGCCAAUAAGUGAAUUGGAUCAGCCUGGCCAGAUCCCACCAUCUAUCAGCGAGCCAAUCCUGAGUGAGCAGAGAGAGGAGCUGUGGGAGUCUGAAGUGAAACCUCAACCAGUGCUGCCAACACAGCCACAUCCCCAUAACAGCAGUAACAAAGUCAAAGUUCACUCCCAGUCCGAGUGCCUUCAGUCUGAAAACCUUGAUGAUGAAGAUGAUGAUGUGAUAGACCAGGGGGAAGAAGAGUGUGAGAUACACAAGUUUAACUUUGACCUCAAGCUAGCUGAGGUUCUGUCCCCAAGAAUGGUCCGACGGCCUGUCAGAAAGCGUCCGAACAGGCUGGCUCAGUUUUUCCCUCAUGAGGACCCAUUUGAGCCCCAAGAGAUGGGUUCAGAGGAGCAAGAGGAUCACAGCGACCCAAACGAUCUCACCCCUCCUCUUCCUCCUCUUCAAUCCAAACCCAAAACCAGACCCAAGCAUGUCCGCCAUGCCAGUGAACCCACCACAUUUAUACCCAUCUCCCCACCCCCACAACUUCAAGUACUAAGGAAAGCUGCUGGAUCCACUACAGAGGGUCCAAAGCCUUCGGGACACAAGACCCCAUCAUUGGAGGAUGUGACACAGAAAUAUAUUCUUGAUCUGAACACUGCUGACAGGGACACUGAGGGCCAAGGGCCUCCUCCAGCGGCAAGGGAAGGAGGUGAAGGAUUGGUGUCAGCUUCAGAAGGGACCAGUGAGUCUAGCAGCAGUGGAAUAACAAAAGCUGGACCACAGAAGAAUAGCACGGGGGACUCUGCAUCCACUGCUGCAUCACAGAGGACAAAACCCAGAGUGGAUAUGAGAAAACAUGUGAUGAUGACCCUCUUUGACACAGAGCAGUCAUAUGUGGAGUCACUACGCACUCUCAUACAGGGCUAUAUGCGUCCUCUCAAACAGCCAGAUGGCAGCUCCAUCGUGGACCCUCUGCUGGUGGAUGAGAUGUUUUACCAGAUCCCAGAGAUCCUGGAGCACCAUGAGCAGUUCCUAGAGCAAGUGGCUAACUGCGUCGGCCAAUGGCAUGAUAGACAGACGGUUGGAAACAUUCUCAUCCAAUCAUUCUCCAAAGAGGCUCUAGCUAAUAUGUAUUCAGCGUACAUCGACAACUUUCUUAAUGCCAAAGAUGCUGUGAGGAUUGCCAAGGAGGCCAAGCCAGCCUUUCACAAGUUCCUGGAGCAAAACAUGCGAGAAAACAAGGAGAAACAGGCUCUGGGUGACCUAAUGAUCAAACCAGUCCAGAGGAUUCCUCGAUAUGAGCUGCUGGUUAAGGACCUACUGAAGCACACCUCAGAGGAUCACCCAGAUCACCGGUACCUACUGGACGCCCAGAGGGACAUUAAGCGGCUGGCAGAGAAGAUCAAUAAGGGCCGUCGUUCGGCCGAGGAGGCAGAGAGAGAGGCCAGAGUCAUCCAGGAGAUUGAGGCGCACAUAGAGGGUGUUGAACAUAUCCUCAACCCCCACAGGAAGUUCUUGAGACAGGAAAUGGUCAUGGAGGCGAAAACAGUCGGAGGGAAAAAAGACCGUUCUCUCUUCCUCUUCAGUGAUCUGAUCAUCUGCACCACUUUGAAGAGGAAGUCUGGCUCGUUAAGACGCAGCUCUAUGAGCCUAUAUUCCGCUGCAAGCGUGAUAGACACAUCCAGUAAAUACAAGUUCCUGUGGAAGCUUCCUCUGGAGGAUGUGGAGGUGGUGAAAAGCUCCACUCAGGCAACCAACAAGGAGAGCAUCCAGAAGACAAUCAGUCGACUGGAUGAGGAUCUGAGCACUUUAUGUCAGAUCAGCAAACUGUCUGAGACCCUCAGCUUCCCACACCAGUCCCUGGAUGAGGUGAUCAAGGAUCUGAUGGCAUCGGUCCACAGGGAGCUGUCAGAGAAACAGUCUCUGGCCUUCAGCAUGACCUGCCUGCCCACGAAGCUCGAGUUUACCACGGCCUCCGCUGAGAGCAGCUUUGUUUUUGAGUUCACCUCACCAGACACAAGAUCCCACUUUGAACAGGCAUUUGAAGAAGCAAAGAAGAAGCUAGCGAUGAAUAAAGAUCAGUGGGAUCCAGAGUUUCUGAAGGCCAUUCCUAUCAUGAAAACACGCAGCGGGAUGCAGUUUUCUUGUGCAUCUCCCAGUCACAGCUGUCCUGACAGUGGGUGUGAAGUGUGGGUGUGUAACAGCGACGGAUAUGUGGGACAGGUGUGUCUGUUGAACAUCAAAGAUGAGCCCACAGUAGAGGCAUGUAUCGCUGUCUGCUCAGCCAGGAUCAUAUGUAUUGCUGCUGUACCAGGACUAAAGGGAAGGGAGCGAGGAUCAGAGCCCACUAUUGUUCCUGCCUCCACGGCACCUGAUCACACCCCGCAGCAGCAGCUCCACAUAUCAAUCUCUCAUUCCUCUCUGGAGCUAGCAGAGCAACCUGCAGUACCAGGGGCGGAGCUUGUUCCUUUUGACAGUGAUGACACUGAUGAUGAGGACUCACCCAGCCCCUCCUCCACCCUGCAGAGUCAGGCCAGCCACUCCACCAUCUCAUCCAGCUAUGGCAAUGAUGAGGGCCCAAGCUCCAAGGAUAUGGUUACAGAGACCACCAGUAGUGAAGAGGAGCAGGAGUUCCCUGUGGCCAGCUCCUAUGGCACACCAGGGAUGUUGGGGGUUGGAGGAGGAGGUCGCCCGCAUGCUGAGAGCCCCAUGGAUGGCCGGGCCAUGCGCCGCUCCUCCAGAGGCUCAUUCACCAGGGCGAGCUUGGAAGACCUGCUUAGUAUAGAUCCUGAGGCAUAUCAGAGCUCAGUGUGGCUGGGAACUGAGGAUGGAUGCAUCCAUGUGUACCAGUCCUCAGACAACAUCAGGAACCGUAAAAACAGCAUGAAGAUGCAACACUCAGCCUCCAUCCUCUGUAUACUGUACCUGGACAACAAAGUGUUUGUAUCCUUGGCCAAUGGGGAGGUGAUUGUCUAUCAGAGAGAAGCAGGUAGUUUCUGGGACCCUCAGUCCUCGCAGACACUAGUUCUGGGCACACCCAGCAGCCCUGUCACCAAAAUGGUUCCUGUGGGAGGAAAACUGUGGUGUGGCUCACAGAAUAAAGUCCUUAUUAUCAACACGACAACACUGGUUCAAGAGUACUCGUUCCAGGUGGGCACAGACAGCAGUCGCUGCGUGACCUGCUUGGUGGCGUAUGGUCAGGGUGUGUGGCUGGCUUUGCAGGGAAGUGCGCAGGUCAAACUGUACCAUGCUCAGACUUUGGAGAGUUUGACAGAGGUGGACGUAGCGCCUGCUGUGCAUAAGAUGCUUGCAGGUGCUGAUGCGAUUAUCAGACAGCACAAGGCCGCCUGUCUGAGAAUCACAGCACUGCUGGCCUGUAAGGAUAUGCUUUGGAUCGGCACCAGUGCAGGGGUUGUUCUUACGCUGGCGAUCCCAGCAGUGAGCUCAGGUACUGGAGCUGGGACACUGAAAACUCCCUUGUUGCCUAUGGGCUCAGCCCAUGGACACACGGGCCACGUCCGCUUCCUGACAUCAAUUGAACUACCAGAAGGGUUUGACAUGAACCUCCCCUCUACUGCUGUUGACUCCACAGGGAACCAAUCACAGAGCAGCUCCACAGUUGAUGGUAACCUUGAAAGGCGUGACUCCACUCGUCGGCGAACAUCAGCACACAUCCCUCCAAAAACCAACCAUCUAGUAAUCUCCGGUGGUGAUGGCUAUGAGGACUUUAGACUUACUAGCAGCAGCGAAACAGUGGGAAGAGACGACAGCACCAACCAUCUUUUACUUUGGCGGGUGUGAGGCUAUUGACCCUGCACUUUGACCAACCUGCCCAGGGACUCUUCACUUUUUGGUGUUGUUCUUUUGGUCUUCUGCUCAGUCCAGCAGUCUCUAUGUGCAAAAAUAUGGCUGUCAGCUCCUUCCUGGACUUAAUCAGCUAUAUUUUUCUUGUGUUUUUGAUGCAGAUGAUGUGCAUUUUUUCCUCACAGAGUGGUGUCUGUGCAUGUCUAUUUCUGCUUGUGUGGUCUGGAGUGUCUUUGUUCUCAAGUCUUGCUGAAGGAAAAGUCUGAAGGGAAACUUGAACAAAUGCAUGUGCUCAGACUGAGAACAUGUGAAGAAAGAGAUAGAAGAGGAAUCAGACUCUGCAGAAUGUCCAUGCAAGGGAGAUGAACUUGGACAACCUUUAAUUCCAUCACCACUUUAGCAAAGCCUGCAGACAUAAUGCCUCUUGAUGCUCAGAGGUUGAAGUCAUGAACAAACAUACUGUAAGAGCACGUCUGAAUGGAAACAAAGAUUAUUGUACCAUUACAGCCUGCAGUGUGAUGGAUAAUCUGAAUUUCUAAAGGCAGACUUCAAUCUUUGCUGAAAAUUUCAGUUGGUAUCUGUUUUUUUUUUGUUUGUUUGUUUUGUUUCAUCCUUAACAGCAGAUCUGAGAUCAGAUCUUCCUGCUUGGGUUAAAAUAAUAUCUAUUAAUGUGACACUGCUACAAUCAUCUUCACUCCUGUAGAUGGAGAGUUAAUAAGAGCCUCAUUUAAGUGCAAUAUGUUGCAGGGGUUAUCUAACAGGACUAUUAAAAUACACACUAAUGCACAGCAUUCACUCAUUGAACCUAAAGACUUUAUUUUUACACAGAUAAUCACAUUGUAUCUGACUUUAUUAUUUAAUUUUUGCUGCCAGUGAAAGAUGAACAGAGAUGAUGCCCACCACUGGAGUUGAGUAGAAAAAAUAACACAUUGGAGACAUUCCUCCUUAACAUGACUAUGCCAAAGCUUUGUUUGUGUUGAAGAAAUUUGAAAAGCUUCUUUUGCCAUGAAUUUUGUUUUGUCAAGUGGAAAUCAGGAGAGGACUUCAGACUCUUUAAAAAUGAGUCCAGGAUGUGUGGUAGCAGACUCUUGUGUGUACAGUAUUUAUGGUUUUUGAUUUUUAGCGCCUUCUUUUACAGCACUUAAUUUAUAGAAGAUGUAGCUCUCACUUCUUUUUUGUUUUUGAGCUGAAGAACAGGGACGCCCUGGCGGGAUUAAUUGAAGAGAUAAAUGGGCAUAUUUGGACAGAGAGACGUACACAAAGGGUUGUACAGUUCAGUCCAGUCAUGGCGUGGCAUAAAACAAACAUUUUGACAUAGGGAUAUAUGACUCAAUAAAUGUAUUCCUCUAUUGGCUGUUUGUGGCCAAAAUAACCAGACUGUGAACCGAUCCACAUUCUAAAUUUGAUAUUUCAGUUUGAUAUUUAUGUUAAAGAGAGACAGAAAACACGGUUACUUUUUCAGGCCUGAGUGUCAACAUUUUUCAGCUCAUUGCACAGAGUGGCAAUUUAGUUUUGAGGACAUAUUGCCCUAUCAUGAUUGUACAAACCCACACAGACACUGAUUUCAGUAUUGACUAUGGAGUUUAAGAUGCUAGUUGUUUGUAUGUGCAGCCAUAGAGUGUAGAAGAUACAGAGUAGGUCAGAAGGACAAAUGCCAAACGCCUGCACGUGCCUUCAGAGGGCUUAGAGUAAACCAAUUAAAUGGACACAUACACACCCGUACACACAAUGAAAAGUCAGCUCUCGCUCGCUCUGCAGCAGAUGUCUGGGGAAGUAAAAGGGUGACUCUGAUUUGCCCUUGCACACACACUUUAGCCUCAGGCUUUGGGGGUUAAGCAGUGAUUGUCUUUGAUCCCCUCAAGCUUAGAAAACCAUCUUGCACUUUGCCAGCCAUCUGGGCCCUUCAACUCAGAUUUCCCACUUUACAAACACAUCCUCAUCAGGUUAACUCUCCCACUGUCAGAGCAGCUAACAGUUAAGAAGCUUUGCUAGUUGCUGACUAGCCUGUGAGAUCUUUGCCUUGUAUGUAUGUGUGCAUCCUCCAAAGGGACCUGUUCGCAUGUUUGAACUACAGCAGAAGAAAGUUUCAAGAUUUUAUGAUGUUUUCUGGGACUUGCAAAACAUUUUGGGAAAUGCACUUUUUCAGCAUUUAGUAAAGAUUUAAGUGAAAAGAUUGAACUCCACAUGCUAUAGCUGAGCAGGAAACGGCUAGCCUGGUUUUGACCAAACUUAAAGUCAUUGUUUGAAUGCUCUAAAAAUGACAGAAGACCAUUUCAGUCAGGUACACUUUCAUGAUUUACAGUUAUAUUUUUUCUCUUUAUUAGCAGGAAAGCCUGAGGCAGGGAGAGAAGCAGCAAUAAACCCAGAGCAGAGCAGAAAUCAGUGACAAAAGAAUGACAUUGAUUAAAUCAGAUAUAGUAUAGAGGAGGAGCUGGGGUGGAGGAGGGUUGCAAAAAGCAGCUUGCAGAGGGUCAGUAAAGCAUAGCCAGAGAAGAGCAGUUUAAAUAAGGUAUCAUGAGUACAAUUAGCCAAAAGCAGGCUUAGAGCAAAUCAGUUGUCUGUCAGUUGAUGAGGGUCUGUGUGAGAUCAGCUGAUCUCAAUCGAAGGGCUUAACUCUGUGGCCUGCCUGAACUGAAACUAUACACUCACCCAUUCCAAUUCUGAGUCUUAAUGAAAUGUGCAGCUAUCUGAUCACUGCCAUUUCAAGUCUUAAUGGUGAGCUAAGCUAUCCUGCUGUUGAUUGUGAUAAAAUUGGCCAAAAGAGAGACUUUUAUCUCACUAACAGCUAAAGAGUGAAUACCAAAAUGUUCAGCUUUCCCCGUAUCAAGUAGCAAAUACUUUUCACUUUGUUUUCUUUGAGUCAUAUCAUAGUUAUUAUUCAUGUUUUCAGUGCCAAAGUUGCCAUAAAGAAAGAAAAGGCUUUGUAUCAACGCUGGCUUGGUGGAUUACUCUCUGUGGUAUGAAGCUAGUAUAUUGCUACCAAACAGAAAAAUUCAACAUGAUAUUCUGGUGCAUGGGGUUUUGGAACAACUUAUUUUAAACUGUGACUUGAGAAACAAAGGAAAUAUCUCUUUGUUGAAUCCCCAACUACAUAUCUUAAAGUGUGUUUUCUUUUAAUCUCUGUAUUCUCUGGUUAAAAUAUUAUCACAUUGAAACUCACCAGAUUUGUUUGACAGCUGAUGAGGAUUUUCCCAAACUACUAAUGUACUUUAAAAGAUUUCAUAUGAGAUUGAUAUUUUCCUCAAAAAUCUAAAAGUCUAUUUUCCUUAAUCUAUUUUCCUUGGCAGUCUAAUAAUUAUUAACUGAAUAAUCAUAUGCCAGCAUUUGCAUUCAAGGUUGGGAACCCAGUGAACCGCUAACAAACGCACACAUGCAAGCAAGCCUAAAAUAUGAAGUAAAACUUAACGCUUUUUUCACCUGUAACAAGAAGAAUUAAUUAUUUUGUGUAAAAUUUUAAAAAAGGAAAAUUUACUCUUCACUAUCAUAGAAGCCUGUCAUCACUGUAACACUCACCAAGUGUAAGUAUGCCUCAUGCCCGUAUGUGAAAGAAGUCUUUAUUGUUGUAGAUAUUGGUAUAUUGCCUUUUUCUGUAAAUAGUGCACCCAUGGGCCUCAAUUGUUGAUAUGAAUCUAAUGGCAUAUUUUUAUAUAUUUGUGUAAGGUUUUUGUUUUAUUUUUUUGUUUGUAUUUUUGCCCACUUUUCCUCUCUGGCAUGCACGGUCAGCAAUGUUUAACUGUUUAGGUCCUAAAAAGCAAGAUUGCCUCUGUUGUCACCAAGGCUAGCUGUUUUAACUCCAAGCCGUUAGUUUUCCUUGUUACGAAUGUCUACAGGAGAGGAAGCAUCACAGGUUUCCGCUGACCACCUGGUCAUCAUCUUGCAGUUGUCAUGGUUACAGUCUGUCCGAAUGACGUCCUGUAUGUAGGUGUUAUUGUUUUGUCACUGUGGGUUCUUCUUUGUAAUUAAAUCAGAUCACUGGU